UGCUGUCCUCUAUACCGGAAAAGAAACGAAGGUGAUGUUGAACUCUGCGGCCGCGCCUCUCAAACGGUCGUCUGUCGACAGGCAAAUCAACAAAUAUAAAUUUGUCACCGUCGCCAACGUCUACGUUCCGACCGUGAACAGCUCUGAUGUCUUAAAGGAGAAGGUCUAUGGACUAUCUGCCCGGCCGCCGUUUCUGGCAUACAUUUUUAUGGCUUUAUCUGCUCUUCUCUUGUCAUCUCAGAUACUGGUGCUGAUUCUCCUCCUUGCGUUUCUCACUAUCUUCACCGUGAUUGCCAACGCACUGUGGGCCAACUACAAGAAUAACACAGAAUGGUACCUAGGAGACACAAGAGUCACUGCAUCCAGCGUUGGCUUUAUGGUCAUGACUGCUUUCAUCAUGUUUCAUACCAUCAUCCCCAUAAGUCUGCAGGUUUCCUUGGAAGUUGUCCGCUUUAUUCAAGCCUUUUUCAUCAACUGGGACCAAAAAAUGUAUGACCCGGAAUCGGACACAGCAGCCAUGGCGAGAACCUCUAACUUAAAUGAAGACUUAGGAAAGGUGAAGCACAUCUUCUCGGACAAGACCGGCACGCUGACAAGAAACGUUAUGGAAUUUAAGCGUUGCACAAUCUCUGCCAAGACUUAUGGGUAA
Molecule: messenger RNA, 649 nt
Organism: Dibothriocephalus latus
Lineage: Eukaryota; Metazoa; Platyhelminthes; Cestoda; Diphyllobothriidea; Diphyllobothriidae
Source: the annotation of a GenBank genome assembly